AUGUGGUCCGCCGAGCGACAGAUCGACGGGCUGACGGCGAGGAAUGCCCAGCUCGAGACACACCUUGCUUGCUUGGAGGCGGACGUCCAGACGUACCACCGAGUGCACGACCUGCUGCAAACUGAUCUCCUGUGCACGAUCCGCGACGGCGAGACGACUCUGGGCAAGAAGGAUGCGGAGAUAUGCUCUCUGACCAAGGACCGAGAGAUCGAACGCCUCAAGGCUCAGCUCCUCCACUCCAAGGAAGUUGACGGCGCGCAGGACAUCGCCGACCGCUCGACCGAGCCGCCCAGCCCUAGCUUGCACAGCAGGUGGGGAAGCGCGGAUAACGUGGACGGGGCCUCGAUUUUUCGGGCCGGCAACAACUCCGCAGACUCCAAGACCCCCUGCGGCAGGAAAGCGCCCAACGCAUCCGCCGCCAUCAUCGCCGCUGCCGGGACCUUCGUCUACUCAAAGGCCUCCCGCCGCGCGACCGACAAGUUGGCCACCAACGUCAUCGCCACUAGCGCUGUUUCCGACGCUGACAGUUUCGCUGCGGAGGCAUUGAUCGCCGACGCCAGGCUUGAAGCCUGGGGGCUCACCAUGAGGAGAGCUGCCACCUCCGCUGGAAACUGA
Ectocarpus siliculosus is the source of this 615-nucleotide messenger RNA. The record is from the annotation of a GenBank genome assembly. NCBI's taxonomy places the organism in Eukaryota, Phaeophyceae, Ectocarpales, Ectocarpaceae.